Molecule: messenger RNA, 492 nt
Organism: Purpureocillium lilacinum
Lineage: Eukaryota; Fungi; Ascomycota; Sordariomycetes; Hypocreales; Ophiocordycipitaceae
Source: RefSeq, a predicted model, not a curated record
AUGGAGGCAGAGUCGGAGAGGGCGGUUUCUGCCAUUCUGCCAAAGCGUCCGAGGUCAGCUUGCCCGCAACGACUAAUCUCUGGUCUCGGCGACGCUGCUCUAUCCGUGCCGCAGUGGCAACGGUCCGCUCCUCGCCCGCUCGUUCGGGCGCAGACUGCGUUAUUACAUGCUACUCCCUGGCCGUGGCGUUCGUUCACAUGCCCCGCCGUCAUCAUCCAACACAUCAACGGGAUGGCCCGCUCCGCCGACCCGUACACAUCCUCACCCCCGGUCGCCAACGACCAGCAUCUCCAGAGACGUCGUGCCAUCACGCCCCUUUGUCAUCCCCGCCUCGCGGCUCCUCAGCCCACACGCUCCCCUAUGAGCUCCAGACGAUCCAUCUGGCAUCCUGACCAUCUUGUUUCCCCCGUUCCUCCGUCUCGCAUGCCUGUCCAUGUACACAGCUCCAGACCCCAAAGGCUUUUCCGCACCCUGCAAGUUACGCGAGAUUGA